Molecule: messenger RNA, 943 nt
Organism: Drosophila hydei
Lineage: Eukaryota; Metazoa; Arthropoda; Insecta; Diptera; Drosophilidae
Exons: 2
Coding region: 186-788 (200 amino acids)
Source: RefSeq, a predicted model, not a curated record
GUUGUUUCAGCAUUCCAUAACGCAUCUCUAUCAAAGCUUUUAUGGAGCUUUCAGCUAGUUUGUUGUGAAAUGUUUACAUUUCGUUUAUUCAAUGUAUUUAUGCCGCCAAAAGAGAGAUAUUUUGGCAUUAUCAAAGCGAAUUUCAACCGAAUAGUGAGUCAAGUGGGAUUUACCAAACCAAAAAAAUGACAGAAACUGACACAGAAUCAAUUUUGGAUAACAAUAAUAAGAAAACAGAAGGAACUGUGGCCGUGUUGACGUCAGAAGUCAAAGUCUUGUCGAUCGGAAAACGGAGAGAAUACUUUAAGCCCAAGAGGCAUGUAAUCAAAUUUGAUAAACAAAUCUUUCUGGAUGACUGCAAGAAGCAUUAUGGUUUACUCCUAAUGGGAAAUCGAACGCGUUAUGUACCCAAUAAUAAUUUUCUGAUGGAUUUAUUUAAAAUGGAGACUAUUGAGAAAGAUAAUCAACCCAGACGAUAUCACUUUGAUUGUCAUCCCUGUGUGUGUCCGGGUAGUUCUAUGAGCCAAGGCAUAUUUGGCCAAACACUGUACGCCAGCGCAGUAAUGCACGAACUGAAAAAGCGACUAAAGAACAAAAAGUGGAUAUCGAAGAAUGUAUUGGAGUUGCCAAAGAAAGAGAAUGCUAUUCGUUCCAAAUAUUAUUAUGGUGACGACUACUACGUUCAGAAUAUAGUUAUUGAUAUAAUCCAAGAACAGAAAAUUAAAGCUUUUCAGUUUUUGUUUAAUUUACACAAGGAAUACGUAAAGGAAAGGCAAGAGUCUAAGUGAUUUUUAGAACUGUAAAAUAAAUAAUAAAUUGUUAGAUAUAAGCUAGGCUUAAUAUAUAAAAAAGUUUUAUUAAAUAGAUUAAAGUGAGGAGGAAUUUUAAGAACUAUUGCUGAGCUGGAAAAUACUUACAUUACGAGUUUUAUUUAUGAGCAGCG